AUGUGGAAUGAAUACAUCCAAGGCAUUUUAGAAUGGAAUUUUAAGUUUGCUAAUGCCAGAAAGGAAAAUGUAUUCUAUAUUCACUCUCAAAACCCCAGUUUUGGUUACCUACUAGAUAAAAAGUUAAAGCAAUAUCUAAGUCACUUGAAAGUGCAUUAUGUUUUUUUUUUCUAUCUACCUUAUGUUGAUUUGUCACCUGACGUGCAUUUCUGGCUGAAUGGCUUAAUGGAUUCAAUAUUUCUUUGCUUGGGAGAUGUUCGAAAUUCUUAUAUGAGUUGGUACAUACAUAUAGAUUUUUUAAAACCUUAUUUAUGA
This is a messenger RNA of Echinococcus granulosus, 315 nucleotides long. RefSeq lists its product as hypothetical. Lineage: Eukaryota; Metazoa; Platyhelminthes; Cestoda; Cyclophyllidea; Taeniidae. The transcript is spliced from 2 exons. The record is from RefSeq and is a predicted model, not a curated record. The coding region runs from base 1 to 315 and encodes 104 amino acids.